Molecule: messenger RNA, 1068 nt
Organism: Adineta steineri
Lineage: Eukaryota; Metazoa; Rotifera; Eurotatoria; Adinetida; Adinetidae
Source: the annotation of a GenBank genome assembly
AUGCAUUUUAGUUACGGUGGUGGAAUGAACUAUGGAUUACCUGUACCUUAUACUACUCAAAUAACGCCUUCACUUUCAAAUGGCACACAGAUUCAUAUUAGUGGCACACCCACUGGCAGCAGAUUCGAAAUUAAUUUGAAAAGUUAUCAAAAUGAUAUUGUAUUACAUGUUAAUCCUCGUCUCGAUGAUGGUGCAAUUAUUCUUAAUAAUGCUCCACAAGGCAAUUGGGGAUCAGAAGAGCGUCAUGCACUACCAUUCCAUCGUGGUGCACGAUUCACAAUGGUCAUUUUAGCAACAGAUCGUAGUUUCAAAAUUGCUGUGAACAAUGGUCAUGUUUGUGAAUUCUAUCAUCGCUCACCAAUGCAUUUGGCUCAACAAGUUGAAAUCAAAGGUGAUGUUACCUUAGAAUCUGUUCAGGUCUAUCCAGGAACAGGUCCCAUGGGUUUUCCUCCUAUGGGUGGUGAUAUGGCUUUUGCCCCACCAUCAUUUCCAUCAGCUUUUGGUGGAAAUCCUGGCUUUUGUCCACCACCACCAUCAUCUCAACCAGCUUUUGGAGGAGGCAUGGGCUAUUGUCCACCACCACCAACAUCUCAAUCAACUUUUGGUGGUUUCACUCCUGGCUUUGGAUCUCCAUCAGCUCCUCCAUCAAUGCCGAAUGCUGGAGUACCAUCCAUACAGUCAUGCAGAAUCAAUACUGGUUCUCGUAUUUUUGUACAAGGUUUUAUUCCUGUUGGUGCUAAUCGAUUUGAACUCAAUUUAUUACAAGGCUAUUCAGAUGGUGAUGAUAUAGCAUUUCAUUUUAAUCCUCGUUUUGAUACACGUACAAUUGUCAAAAAUCAUCGACGAAAUGGUCAAUGGGGUCAAGAAGAAAAUCAACCAUUUCCACACCAUAUGCCCUUAGCACCAGGUGCACCAAUUCAUUUACAAAUUUCAUGUCAAAUGGAUAAAUAUACGAUAUUUAUGAAUAAUCAUCUUAUUGCUGAAUUUUAUCAUAAAAUACCACCUGGCAGUGUCAUGGCACUUCAAUAUAAAGGCGAUAUCACAAUUACGAGUGUUGGACAAAUGUAA